Molecule: messenger RNA, 1296 nt
Organism: Aspergillus viridinutans
Lineage: Eukaryota; Fungi; Ascomycota; Eurotiomycetes; Eurotiales; Aspergillaceae
Exons: 1
Coding region: 1-1296 (431 amino acids)
Source: RefSeq, a predicted model, not a curated record
AUGAGCACUUGUCAGAUGUUUACCCCAGAUAUCCUGGUGUUAUUGUUCCUGACAAGCAUCCCCACAGCAUCAGCGAGUAGUCUCCUCCAGUACAACGCGACCCUCGACGAAGGACGAAUAGAAUGCAUCUACCCAAUCAACGGGCAAUAUGCCCUUCUCCAGCGAGUCCUAUACUAUGGCCUCCUUCUUUUCUCCAUCGUCAGUCGCAAAACUCCCUGGCUGGUGGCGGGUGCGCUGGGUGCGGCCAUGACCUACGCCGGAUCGGCCGCUGUUCAUGCCACCAUUCUCGCUGGCAUAUCGCGCAAUUCUCUGCUUGACCUGGAUUGUCUGGGAAUCUUUGCCAUCGUCAGCGUGGGAAGCUUAGUCGUGACGGUAUUUUUCCAUGGGUCCGAACUCCUGCGCGAAUCACCCGCUCGCCCGGUAUUUCAAUACUGGGGGUUACUGAUGGUGGUGGGAACAAUCUGCGCCGUUGUCGCGAUGUUGAGGGAUUAUCCCAGCGAGGAUAGAUGUACAUCUAUACCGAACGAUGCGACCAACGCCACAGAACCCAUAUUGCUGACGAGCACAGCACAAUUAAGCCUGAUGCGGUUCAACUGCACAUACGCCUGCUUCAGCACACAACAGGCCUUUCGAGACCCGAGCGGCAUUCGCGUGGUACCGGCUGGCACGGUAUUGAGUCAGAGAUACGGAUUAUUGGCAGUCUCAAUGUACCUCUCGAUAUUCCUCGGGGCCGUGGUGUCGCUCUACCGUCUCCUCUUGACGCCUCGCUACUAUACAAAGGACGAGCUGGAGCAAACACUCCGUUCAGCAAACAAGACUCUUGCAAAAAGCAACCUCCUCCCGAAACAGCGCCGCUACGCAAAACGGAUGCGGUCGAUGGCGCAGAAGAAGUUGGCUCGGGGUCAGAAGCGCCGCCGCCCGGGGUUGAUGACCGAUCUAUUGUCCAUCGUCUGUGUGGUCGUCAUCGUCUUGAACGAGGUCUUCAUACAAAUUAAUAAGGGGAUACCUACCAGCGAACCGCCGUACGCUGUGGGACAAUGGGGUCCAUGGGUAGCUGUGAUCAUGGCGUUGGCGGGCUCUGCCAUCGUGGAGUAUCACCGGCCAGCGUGGGAGGAGCGACAGCGGAUAUUGACGGCGGAGGGCGUCCUUGCGCAAGGAGAGAAUACUACAUCAUUGUGCUCUUCAGCAUGGAUACGCUUGAGAAGCCUAGCUGGGAAAUCGUCCACUGGGGUUGAUCCGGAGGCUGGAACGGUGCAGUGGCCAGAAGCAGCCUGGCGAAGGGGACUGCCUAGCUAG